AUGAAGCCUGCUCGUCAAUUUAGAUGCGAAAGAUGCCAUUCUCAUAAGAUCAAAUGUUCUGGUGACCAGCCCUGUACGAAAUGUCGCUCCGUCGGAUGUGCUGAUGAGUGCCAAUACCCGGCACGCGACCGUCAAGUCAAAGUCAGCGAAAGUUAUUUAGAACAAGUUCUGGCCGAGAAUCAACGCCUUCGAGCGCAAUCGGCCUCCUCGGCAAAUACCCCCGAGGCACGUCCUGGGGCCGAGCCCAGCCACUCCCGUCUUUGUGCGGACGGCUCAGACGAGGUUGAAAGUGAGGACGAGGGCAACACCGGCGUCCGAAACCCCAUAAUUGGAGACCGGGCCUGGUUUCAUGCCUAUGACCCCUCAGCACCGCCAAUUUUUGUGGGCGAGGCGGCCUGUACGGCGUUCGCAACCCGCUUCCGCCAGUUCCUGACGGGAAGCAAUGCAACGGCACAUAUCCGGCGCACGCAAUACGUCAAAGAAGAGAAUAUCGCGCUCGCCAAUGCAGGUGAGAUUCGAUGGCCAAGUCUUCAGCAGGCGCGGUUGCUGGUGCAGAUCGCCAUACGUCAAAUCAGUUGCAUAUACCAUGUGCUGCUUCGAAAGUCAACCCUAGACAAGCUAGAGGAGAUAUAUCGGACAGGGGACUUUGAGUGCACGGUAAACCAAUGCAAGUUCUUCGCGCUGUUUGCGUUCGGUGAGGCAUAUUCGAUGCGUAGUGAACCAGCCUCGGGAAGCAGGGUUCCGGGGACGUCUUAUUUUGCGAGAAGUUUGAGUCUCGUUCAAGUGUUGCCCGAGAGGACGAGUAUCACACACCUGGAGACAUUGUUGCUCUUGUCCCUAUUCUCCUAUUACCUGAAUCGUCGCCACUCAGCAUAUGUUUUGAUCGGCAGUGCCAUGCGCCUAGGCUUAUGCAUUGGCUUGAACCACAACAUUCCCGAGUCCCAGCUUAUAGACCCUGUCGAACGGCAACACCGCGUGCGCAUCUGGUGGACAAUUUAUAUUUUUGACCGAAUGUGGGCGUCGAAGAUGGGCUUACCGUCACAGAUUCUAGACGAUGACAUCCACCUCGACAUGCCAUCAAGCACAUUGCCGAAGCAGAUUUACGAAGAGCAAUUCACUGAUGCAGAGUAUAUCAAGGCAAAUAUAAACCUAGCGCGGAUUGUGGGCGAGACGACGGCGAAAGUCUAUAGUCGGCGUAAGUACAAUGAGACAUUCCUGCAGAGGGUGCAGAAGCUGCUCAAGGCGCUGAAAAACUGGGUUGAUACGCUUCCUGAGCAUUUACGGCUGAAUGUUGAGGAUCCCGAGAUGAAUACGAAGCAGGUUACCUCUAUACACCUUGCUUUUAACCAGGUAUUCCUCCCUGGACUUAGACCUUACCCCACCAAAUCAACUAAUGCCGACAUACAGUGUGUCAUCUUAACAACUCGUCCAACCCUCCUCCACCUCCUCAGACUCACAGAAACCGGAAAUACAACGACGUCGUCUACCACGACCACCAAGGAAACCAUAUCUCAGCCUCUUCAAACGCUUGGCGAAGCUUGCAUCCACGCCGCACGACACUCUCACUCCCUAAUACUCACGAAAUGGAUCAACGGCUCCCUUCCCGUCUUCGGAUAUUUUCAUGCACACUACCUCUUUUCAUCUUCCCUCGUUUUGGCGAUGUCUGCCUUCGUGCCGUUGCCUCUUGGUUCCCCUGCAGAUCUAAAUGCCUUUGAGACCGGUCUUGAAGUGUUGGCGAGUAUGAGUGAGAACGGAAACCUCGCAGCGAGCGAGUUCUAUCAUAACCUUGUGCGAGUCAAGGAGUGUCUUGAUUCUUGGAGGGCAAAGAAGGGGCUUGCCAAUGGGAGUGGAAGCGCAAGCCACAAUCGUGGGAGUCAGAGUCAAAGUCAGGGACCAUUUGGGACUGCAACUGGUUCUUCGGCGCCUCUAUCGCCAUCUAACUCCUUGGUUCGGCCGGCUGGACAAGGACAAAACUCAAUGCCAGCGUCUCUCUCAGGUCCCAUACCUGGCCUUUUGCCUACCUACAACAACACCAGCAUCAUCGCUCAGAACCCUAACCACAAUCCUACUUCAUCAGCCCCAUGCGCAUUAGAUGGGAACGACUCAAGUCAAAGCCAAGUUCAAGGCCGUGUAGCAGGCGGCUUCACAACUGCAAUGGCCUUCAUGGAGCCGACGAUGCAGGACUUCCUAGCACAGACAGACUUAGACUUGGGAUUACUAAAUCCAGUUGAGACAUUUAUGGACCAUGUGGAGGGUUUAUACUCUGGACAUGAGUUUUCUUGA
Molecule: messenger RNA, 2283 nt
Organism: Aspergillus nidulans FGSC A4
Lineage: Eukaryota; Fungi; Ascomycota; Eurotiomycetes; Eurotiales; Aspergillaceae
Product: transcription factor domain-containing protein
Exons: 3
Coding region: 1-2283 (760 amino acids)
Biological process (GO): DNA-templated transcription; regulation of DNA-templated transcription
Cellular component (GO): nucleus
Molecular function (GO): DNA-binding transcription factor activity, RNA polymerase II-specific; zinc ion binding; DNA binding
Source: RefSeq, a predicted model, not a curated record